GGCCCCAUCAGCUGGUAGGAAAUGGCCUGUGAGUCAGAGGGGCAGCGGAGUCGGCGGCGCGGAGCCGGGGUGGCCCCGGGGAGGGAUCUGCGCGGGGAGGGGCGCAACAGCGGCUGGGGGGCUGCGGGCGCGAGGGUCCGCUAGUAUUGCACACGAAGCUGAUUAGGAAGAGCCUCGCAGAGCAGGGCUCAGCCUGAGCUACCCUUUGUCUGGGUUGGGGGCCCGUGGCAGGGAGGACCGAGGAUCGAGGGGUGGGACCGAGACAGGACGGAAGGGCCCGGAGCAGCGGCCACCGCAGCGGAGCCAAUUUGGGAGCGGGGGUCCAGCUGAACCCAGGAGCUGCCCGGAAUGGUGGCAGUCACCUUGCCAGUGCAGCAGGCAUGGACCAGACUGCAAGCUAGGGGAACAAGGCAUCAGUCUGGAAGAGGGGACACACAUCUAGGCUUGAGGCCCCUUCAUCGGGAUGUCCCCAGGCCCCCCAACCCAGGCCCAGCAUAAAGGCCGUGUGGGGGGGCCCCCCUGACCCAAGGGGGGCUUCAUGCGCCACGUGCAGGCGGAGCCGUCUCCAUCCUCAGAGCCAGAGGCUGGCCCUUCACAGCCUCCAGUCAGACAGGGGACCCUCCAGGGUGGCCUGCUCAUGGGCUACAGCCCAGCAGGGGGGGCAGCAUCCCCCGGGGUCUACCAGGUAUCCAUCUUUUCCCCUCCAGCUGGUGCCUCUGAGCCUCACAGGGCUCUGAAGCGGCCGGCCCCACCUACUGAGGGUCCCCGGGAGCUGAAGAGAGGCCCUGGGCUGGGGGCCAGAGAGGGAUUACCCCCUGAAGAACCAUCUACUGUGGGGCUAUUGGCCCCAGAGGGACUGGGUCUGGGACUGGGUGUGGCCAGCCAGCAUUUCUCCCAUCAUGGCCUCUGUGUUGUGGAACAGGGAGGUAAUGCCACCUCACCUUGGACUUCAGGGGCCCGAAGACCCCCCUGGCUCCCAUCAAAUGCUUCCUGCAAUACUUUGCACACCAGAGACUGGGCUUCCCCAGAUCCAGGGGGACAGGGGUCCCUGGGGGAGUCUCCAGGGCCAGCCCCUUCAGGCCAGCUGCACACACUUGACACUGAUUUGCACAGUCUUGCACAAAUAGGGGGUAAGAGCCCAGUGGCUGGGGUGGGCAACGGGGGAAGCCCCUGGCCUAGGGAGUCCCCUGGCACUGCCAAUGGGCACAGUCCCGAGCACACACCCCCUGGCCCUGGACCUCCAGGCCCCUGCCCUACCAAGCGAAGGCUGCUUCCUGCUGGAGAAGCCCUGGAUGUCAGCUCUGAGGAUGAGGGGCCAGCCCCUCGGAGGCGCCGGGGAACCCUGGGCCACCCUCCUGCUGCCAACUGUUCUGAUGCCAAAGCCACACCCUUCUGGAGCCACCUGCUGCCCGGGCCCAAGGAGCCUGUUUUGGACUCAAGAGACUGCAGUCCCGUGGGGCGGAGGCUGAAAAGUGCCCGUCGCCUGAAGCUGAGCUCCCUUCGAAGCCUCCGGAAGGGACCAGGCCUGCUGAGCUCCCUCAGUGCCUCCCCUGUUCCUACCCCUGCUGUCAGCCGUACCCUGCUGGGCAACUUUGAGGAAUCAUUGUUGCGAGGACGCUUUGCACCAUCUGGCCACAUUGAGGGCUUCACAGCAGAGAUUGGAGCUAGUGGGUCCUACUGUCCCCAGCAUGUCACGCUGCCUGUCACUGUCACCUUCUUUGAUGUUUCUGAGCAAAAUGCCCCGGCCCCCUUCCUGGGUGUCGUGGACCUGAAUCCCCUGGGGAGGAAGGGUUACAGCGUGCCCAAGGUGGGCACCAUUCAAGUGACCUUAUUUAACCCCAACCAGACUGUGGUGAAGAUGUUCCUUGUGACCUUUGACUUCUCGGACAUGCCUGCUGCCCACAUGACCUUCUUGCGCCAUCGCCUCUUUUUGGUGCCUGUGGGUGAGGAGGGAAAUGCUAGUCCCACCCACCGCCUCCUCUGCUACUUGCUGCACCUCAGGUUCCGGAGCUCCCGCUCAGGCCGAUUAAGCCUACAUGGAGAUAUCCGCCUGCUUUUUUCCCGACGGAGCCUGGAGCUGGACACAGGGCUCCCCUAUGAACUGCAGGCCGUAACUGAGGCCCCCCACAAUCCACGUUAUUCUCCUUUUCCCUGAUUGCCAGUGCUCUGAACCUAGGUGGGCCAAAGGCCUGCCCAUCCUGCUCCAUCCUGGACAGAGUAAACACGUGGAGAAAUGGCGAAAACCCCUUAGGAUUGAAUUAAAGUCCUCACCACGCUCAUGCCCAAAUUGA
Molecule: messenger RNA, 2291 nt
Organism: Marmota flaviventris (yellow-bellied marmot)
Lineage: Eukaryota; Metazoa; Chordata; Mammalia; Rodentia; Sciuridae
Source: RefSeq, a predicted model, not a curated record